Molecule: messenger RNA, 1127 nt
Organism: Gamsiella multidivaricata
Lineage: Eukaryota; Fungi; Mortierellomycota; Mortierellomycetes; Mortierellales; Mortierellaceae
Product: DHHC palmitoyltransferase-domain-containing protein
Exons: 9
Coding region: 47-1096 (349 amino acids)
Molecular function (GO): palmitoyltransferase activity
Source: RefSeq, a predicted model, not a curated record
CCUCCAUCUUACACACACUCCAUUCUGAACAACAUCUGUAAACCUCAUGUCAGCUUCAAUACCUUUUGAGCCAAUCCCUACAUCAGACCCUGCACCUGAUGAGCCCAUCGCCACGCGUCCCCGCCGCACACAGCUCUCAUUUGCUGAUCGCGUCGAGCUGCUGAUCGACAUAGCCAGCAGGCGGCUGGGACCAAUUCUUAUCACGCUUGCGUUCAUUCUCUUGUCCUUGACUAUUUAUUGUUACUUUAUGGUCUUUAUUCCAUUUCACUACCCCCGGCAAGUGGAGGGCGAAGAGGAGGCGUCCAAUCUUGGGUAUAUUGCAAACAUGAUCUGGUCCUGUUAUAUAGUCUGGGGGAUCGUGGCCAAUUAUUACUACGCAGUGUCCACACCACCCGGCUACGUACUCGAUGGCAUAUCCACGGAGAAUGAAGGCAGCACGUUUCAAGAUGUUCUUGUCGAGAUGGAGACGUUCACCGAGUCCCCGCCGACAUGCAAACGAUGCCAUCUUCCAAAGCCGGAACGAACGCACCAUUGCAGCGUGUGCAAAAAGUGCAUCCUCAAAUACGACCACCAUUGCCCGUGGAUCAACAAUUGCGUGGGACACUUCAACCAUCGGUACUUUCUCAUGUUUUUAACCUAUCUGUCGAUAGCCAGCGUGUAUUUUCUCUACAUGGGAGCCGGUCCCUUUCUGUUUCUCGCAGAAUAUGAAGAUUCUGAGAACUGGCCAUAUCCACUACCGAAGGGAUUAACUGCAUUCUCGAUUGUGCUAGCUGGAGCAAUCGGGCUGUCUGUCAACGGCAUGGGCUGCUGGCACUGGUAUCUGACACUGACAGCUCAAACCACGCUUGAACAGUACAACAACGGAGUUAUCAAAGAAAUAUGCAAGAAAAAAGGCGAUAGGUUCAUGAACAUGUAUGACUUUGGCAUCAUUGGCAAUCUGCUGGACUUUUUCAACAUUGGUCGACGAGGCUUUUAUCCUUGGUACACCGCACUGCUGCCGAUCAGGAUCCCUCCGAUCGGAAAUGGCAAGAGAUUUCUGAAGAGCGGUCGCGGCUUCGUACUGGAUUUUGGCCAGGAUGAUGCAGAUGUAGUUUGAAGCCUUUGGGACAUGCGUAGAAAUAAAACGC